AACAAGAGAAAAAAAAGAGGAUUAGUUACAAUACAUUAGUUCUUAUUUGGGAUUAAUUGUUUUGAGUUGCUCAAAUUAGUGUAAUUGAAGAGAGUUGCUUCAACUGGGUCCGGCAACCCUAAAACGACCCUAAAAAUCGCAGGUCAAACGGUAACCUGCUCAACCAGUCACUGGUUGACGUAAGGGAAAAGAAAGCUGGGGGUGCACAUUCCGGUCGUAGGGCUCCUAGGUACCUAGACACCUAUAUAAGCGGACGUCUGCGGCACAGUAGAACAACAUUCGCAAAUUACACUUCGAACUGACAACAACAACGAUGAAGCUGUUACUCGUCCUCUGCUCGCUGGGAGCGCUUCUCCAAGCAUCGAUCGCCACGCACGACAUCAACGUUCCGGUGUUGGUGCCGGUACCCCACAUCAAGAAGGUCCCGAUCAGCAUCCCCAAGUACGAGCACACCAAGGGCGAGAUCAUCAAGCACGUCCCCGAGCCGAUCAUCAAGCGCGUCCCGGUGGAGAAGCACGUCGACGUGGAGAAGCAGGUCGAGGUGGUGAAGCAUGUGCCCGUAACGAAGGAGAUCGUCGUCGAGCGGCCGGUGGAGGUUAUUCGCGAGGUGCCGAUCGAGAAGGUGGUCAUCGAGAAGGUGGAGGUGCCGUACGAGGUGAUCAAGCACGUGGAGAAGAUCAAGCACAUCCCGGUCGAGAAGCACAUCGAGGUGAUCAAGGAGGUGGAGGAGAUCCGCGAGGUGCCGUACAAGCGGUACGUCUUCAACAAGAAGCCCUACCCGGUGGCGUACAACGAGCCGGAGGAGGUGCAGGUGCCGUACACGGUGCCGGAAACGGUCGCCCCAGUACCGGUGGUGGUAGAACCGGUGGAACCUUCGCUGAAGGACAAGUUCCACAACCUGGCCGGUAGCUACCUGCCCGAUCCGGUCGGUUUCCUCAAGAAGUUUGGCAAGCACUAAGGAAGGGGGAGUGCAAAACGCUGUUCUGCAGUAUGAAAUUUAAAUAAAGAUAUUUAUUACAAUCGAGUAAACCUUUCCC
Molecule: messenger RNA, 1037 nt
Organism: Anopheles merus
Lineage: Eukaryota; Metazoa; Arthropoda; Insecta; Diptera; Culicidae
Product: mantle protein-like
Exons: 2
Coding region: 314-958 (214 amino acids)
Source: RefSeq, a predicted model, not a curated record